This is a messenger RNA of Etheostoma cragini (Arkansas darter), 1253 nucleotides long. RefSeq names its product interleukin-10 receptor subunit beta-like. The record is from RefSeq and is a predicted model, not a curated record. Bases 140 to 1120 code for a protein of 326 amino acids. Lineage: Eukaryota; Metazoa; Chordata; Actinopteri; Perciformes; Percidae. Gene Ontology annotation, molecular function: protein binding. The transcript has 7 exons.
GGACUUCCCCAUGUCUUGUCAGAGAACGCGACCAGGAAAUACAGUUUAUAAAUGAAGUCGAGACACACACACACACACACACACACACACACUGCCGCUGGACUACAUUAUACACUGAAAGAACAGUCUUUUGGAUAUCAUGGCGGCCAAAGUUUCUGCCUUCAUCCUGACGCUUUCAACACUAUGGGGAUCCAGAGUGGUGUCGGGAGUCCUCAGCACACCCACAAACGUGCGCUUGACCUCCUCUAACUUGAAUCUGGUGCUGAGGUGGGAUCCACCUGACCCCCCAGUCAGCGGCCUGCUCUACACAACCGAGUACAGCUCCCCCACCCAAGACUACAAAGUGGGCUGUGCGAACAUCUCCACCCUUGAAUGUGACCUGACCAACUUCCCGAACUCCAUAUUUAGGUAUGGAAAGUAUACAGGGAGAGUUCGGGCGCAGCUGGGGACCAAUAGCUCCGCCUGGAUGGGAAGCAACCAGAUUACCAUGGACAGAGAUUCCAUCAUUGGUGCGCCUAAUGUCUCUCUCUUCGCCAACGGGGCUUCUAUCGAAGUCAGCAUCAAAGAUCCAGUGUUCAGGAUCUCUGAACUCCGAAGUGUUUACCACCUGGCCACUUACAACAUCACCUACUGGAAGGCCGGCCAGAAGGAAAAGGCCCAAAGCAGCAGCACGCUGCAAAAUCGGGUGGUUCUUAACGACCUGGCCCCCUGGACCAAGUACUGUGUCCAAGUCCAGAUCAACACCGGGAGGAACCCCAACCACAGCGUGCCCAGCGCGGCUGUUUGUGAGAGCACCGACAACGAAGAAGAGGCACCCUGGGUGGCAGCGGUGGUGACGUUUGUCGUCAUGGCGACGGCAGUGGCCGUGGUGGCGGCCGCAGUCGUGUAUCGGAAACGCAUUUCCAACUUUCUAUGCCCAAAGGAUGCACUGCCUCAGCACUUUAAAGAGUACCUGCUGGCCCCUCCCAACUCGUCCAUGUACCUAGACAUGCGAAACUCCCGUCCACCUAAGGAGGUCUUUGACCCGGUCAGCAUCGUGGCAGGCGGCGGCACCCUGGAGGAGGGGCUCCCUCUGGAGGCAUCAGGGACUAGCUGCAGCAAACAGCCCGACACCACAUAGAGACAUGCUGGGAACACUGGAACAAUGAAGACGUCGGGACUGUUGGAGAUUACCAGCAGGGACGACCGCAAAGACACCGAGAAACUGGGAAAUAAUCGAUUCUUGUUUGAUUUAAGAGGGUUAGAAACAGAGA